Messenger RNA from Fusarium coffeatum, 1674 nucleotides. RefSeq lists its product as uncharacterized. The transcript has 7 exons. Gene Ontology annotation, molecular function: NADP binding; flavin adenine dinucleotide binding; N,N-dimethylaniline monooxygenase activity. Bases 1 to 1674 code for a protein of 557 amino acids. The record is from RefSeq and is a predicted model, not a curated record. Lineage: Eukaryota; Fungi; Ascomycota; Sordariomycetes; Hypocreales; Nectriaceae.
AUGUCCUCCACUCCAAUCACCGGAGACCCUCUCCUCGAGCAGCCCGCUUUUACUCGGACGCGAAAGAUGCGAGUGGUCUGCAUCGGUGCUGGGUUCUCUGGUCUGCUCGUUGCGCACAAGGUUCAACAUGAGCUGAAGCUUGAAGAAGAAGUUGAUUUGACAAUCUACGAGAGGAAUCCCGAUAUUGGUGGGACUUGGUUUGAGAACACUUACCCAGGUGCUGCUUGCGAUUUCCCCGCUCAUGCUUACGUUUUCCCAUUUGAGGGUAAUCCUGACUGGAGUAAAUUUUACGUUGGCCAAGAGGAGAUCCACAACUAUAUCAAGCGCACGGCAGAAAAGUAUAACCUGACUAAGUAUAUCCAGCUCAGCACGACCAUCAAAGAGACAAUCUGGGAUGAGACGUCUGGGAAAUGGAAGAUCAAGCUUGAACAAGGUGGUGAGAUUAAAGAGGAUGAGGCAGACUUUGUCAUCAAUGCAUCUGGAUUCUUGAACAAGUGGAAGUGGCCCGAUAUCCCAGGUCUCUUUGACUUUAAGGGCAAACUUAUGCACAGCGCAAACUGGGACAAUUCGUACGACUGGAGGCGCAAGAGGGUAGCCGUCAUCGGUAAUGGAGCAUCUGGAAUUCAAUGUGUUGCUUCCAUGCAGCCCAAAGUUGAAAAGCUAGUCAACUACAUGCGUCAGCCAACUUGGAUCUCCGUUAACUUCUUGAUCGAGAAAGCACCCGAUGGUGUCAAUCGCGAGUAUACGGAAGAGCAAAAGCAAAUCUGGAGAGAUAAUCCCCAGGCCUUUUACGAGUACAGGAGAGAUCUUGAGAAGUCUAUCAACGCUUUCUUCUUUGUCAUGUGUCUCGACCAUCCCGCACAGCCGUUCUACGAAGGUCUAUGUAAAGAGCGUAUGUAUGAAUCCAUGAAGAAUGAUCCUGAACUUGAGAAACGAAUGGCUCCUAAAUUCAGACCUGGCUGCCGUCGUAUCACACCAGGUGAUGGAUAUCUGGAAGCUUUGCAAGAGGACAACUGCGAGGAUUGCUGGGAUCCUAUCAAGCGCAUUACUGAGAAGGGUAUUGAGACUGAAAAAGGAGUUGAGGAAUUCGACCUCAUCGUCUGCGCCACCGGCUUCGACAGCUCGUGGCUACCUCAGUGGAAGUUGGUGGGUCGUGACGGCGCUACACUGGAAGAUAUGUGGAAGGAGGAUCCUGAGGCCUUCUAUGCUUCUAUGGUCAGCCAUAUGCCCAACUACGCCAUGAUCAACGGACCCAAUGCUGCUAUUUCUCAUGGUUCUGUGAUUCAACAAAUGUCUUGGACAGCAGACUUUAUUCUCAAAUGGGUCAAGCGUAUGAACCGUCAUCAGAUUAAGACUAUUUGUGUUAAGGAUGAGUCAGUGAAGGACUACAACGAGUACCAACAGGAGUUCCUCAAACGUACCGUUUGGUCAGGCGAGUGCCGAACUCUAUACAAGAACGGUCGCGCACAAGGUCGCAUCACGGGUGUUUAUGGUGGUUCAGUGGUGCACUUCCAAAAAGGCUUGGAAGAGGUUGGAGGGGAGCAUUUCAACUUGACUUGGAGGCACAGGAAUCGUUUUAUGUGCCUUGGUAAUGGCACAGCUGAGACUGAUGAGAAUGGGUCUGGUGAUCUCGCGCCUUACUUUGAAGCUAACGCUCCUGGUUCAAAGAAGUGA